AUGCCGACAGAACAAGCCCCAUCAACGGCCGCAAAAGCACCCUCUAAACUGGCGGCCUUAGAUGCAAGUAAGCUGCGAAUAAUUCGCAACCCAAAGCCGACUGAGUUGCCCGAUCCUGAUACCCUACAGUUUGGGAAGAAUGUUACCGAUCAUAUGCUGCAGGUGCAGUGGACAGAAUCCUACGGCUGGCACGAGCCUCAAAUCGUCCCAUAUGGAAAUCUCAGCGUCGACCCGACUGCAGGAGUCUUCAACUAUGCUUUCGAGUGUUUUGAGGGCAUGAAAGCGUACAAGGACGCACAAGGCCGAGCGCGACUAUUCCGACCGGAAGUGAACAUCGCUCGCCUGAAUCGAUCAGCAGCACGUGUUUCGCUGCCGACAUUUGAUUCCACAGCCUUCUUGACACUUCUUGCCGAGUUCGUAGCAACAGAAUCUCGACAUAUCCCUGAUAUCCGAGGGUACUCAUUAUACCUACGCCCAGUCUUGAUCGGAACAAACCCAGGACUAAGUGUCUCGGCACCCACCACCGUGCUUCUGUACAUCGUCGCCUGCCCCGUCGGCUCUUACUUCAAAGACGGACUUAAAGCGCUCACGCUGGAGGCAGUCAAUAGUUCACAGUGGGUGCGUGCGUGGCCUGGAGGAAGCGGGUCUCACAAAGUUGGCGCCAAUUAUGCCCCCUCCUUGGUGGCUGAGGGGGAGGUCCGACAACGGGGGUCAGAUCAGGUACUCUGGCUCUUCGGUGAAGACAAUCAACUAACCGAGGCCGGUACGAUGAAUUUGUUCGUUGUACUUCGCAAACCGGAUGGGAGCCGCGAGCUCGUGACACCACCGUUGGAUGGCAUAAUCUUACCGGGGGUUAACCGGGACUGUGUACUUCGACUGGCACGGGAGAAGUUGGAGGGGCAUGGUUGGAUAGUCCGAGAGCGGAGUAUCUCCAUGCGUGAGUUGGAGGCCGCUAGUGUGGCGGGUGAGUUGGAGGAGGUGUUUGGUACCGGAACUGCAGCAGUCGUCAGCCCGAUUGGGUCGAUUCGUUGGGAGGGAAGGAUCAUUAGCUGUCACAGGUCAGCCGUGCAGGAAGUGGGGGAUGUGGCGAGGAAGAUGAGAGAGUGGAUCGAGGCUCGACAGUAUGGUGAAGAUGAGCAUGAGUGGAGUGUUCUGGUUGAUGAUCUUGCCAAGGGUCCUGGGGCGAAACUCUGA
Penicillium verhagenii is the source of this 1194-nucleotide messenger RNA. RefSeq names its product Aminotransferase class IV. The record is from RefSeq and is a predicted model, not a curated record. Gene Ontology annotation, biological process: L-valine biosynthetic process; L-leucine biosynthetic process. The coding region runs from base 1 to 1194 and encodes 397 amino acids. The transcript has 3 exons. Gene Ontology annotation, cellular component: mitochondrion. Lineage: Eukaryota; Fungi; Ascomycota; Eurotiomycetes; Eurotiales; Aspergillaceae. Gene Ontology annotation, molecular function: branched-chain-amino-acid:2-oxoglutarate transaminase activity.